Messenger RNA from Pelobates cultripes (western spadefoot toad), 160 nucleotides. The record is from the annotation of a GenBank genome assembly. NCBI's taxonomy places the organism in Eukaryota, Metazoa, Chordata, Amphibia, Anura, Pelobatidae.
CUUCACAUCAUGGAAUACGAUGCUCAAACUGAACCAUCAAGACCAGAAUGACCCCGUAGAGAGAUCUCUGCAGAGACUAGAGGAGAUAUUUAAAUUUUGGGGGGCUAAAUUGGAGGCACGAGCAGCAGCAUCUCAGCUACAAAAGGUGAAGGUCAGAGAA